ACUGAAGACAAUGAGAAACCACACUGUUGUCUCAGAGUUCAUCCUCCUCGGGCUGUCUGCUGAUCCUCAGAUCCAGGCUCUGCUUUUUGUGCUGUUCCUGGGGAUUUACCUCCUGACCAUGGUGGGGAACCUGGUGAUGCUGCUGGUGAUCAGAGCUGAUUCCCACCUGCACACGCCCAUGUACUUCUUUCUGGGACAGUUGUCCUUCCUGGAUCUCUGUCACUCUUCAGUCAUUGUGCCCAAGAUGUUGGAGAACCUCCUGUCUGAGAAGAAAACCAUCUCAGUAGAGGGCUGCCUGGCUCAGGCCUUCUUCGUGUUUGCCACUGGGGGCACUGAAUCCUGCCUACUUGUGGUGAUGGCUUAUGAUCGCUAUGUGGCCAUCAGCUCUCCCCUACUCUAUGGCCAGGUGAUGAACAGACAACUGUGUGUAGGGCUGGUAUGGGGCUCCUGGGGCCUGGGUUUUCUGGAUUCUCUCAUCAACAUCCUUGUAGCCCUCGAUUUAGACUUCUGCAAGGCUCAAAAUAUCUACCACUUCAGCUGUGAACUGCCCUCUCUCUUUCCCCUUUCUUGCUCUGAUGUGUCUGCAAGUAUUACUGCCAUGCUCUGCUCCAGUUUCUUGCAUUUCUUUGGAAAUUUUCUCCUGAUAUUUUUUUCCUAUAUUUGCAUUUUAUUUACUAUCCUGCGCAUCAGCUCCACCACGGGCAGAAACAAGGCUUUCCUCACCUGCUCCUCCCACCUCACUGCAGUGAUCUUCUUUUAUAGCUCAGGAUUACUUCGCUAUCUCAUGCCAAAUUCAGGAUCCACUCAAGAGUUAAUUUUCUCCUUGCAGUACAGCGUGAUCACUCCUAUGCUGAAUCCACUCAUCUACAGUCUGAAGAAUAAGGAAGUGAAGGCAGCUGUGAGAAGAAUGCUGAGGAAAUAUUUCUAA
Tupaia belangeri chinensis (Chinese tree shrew) is the source of this 928-nucleotide messenger RNA. RefSeq names its product olfactory receptor 8S1. The transcript has a single exon. Bases 11 to 928 code for a protein of 305 amino acids. Gene Ontology annotation, cellular component: membrane. NCBI's taxonomy places the organism in Eukaryota, Metazoa, Chordata, Mammalia, Scandentia, Tupaiidae. The record is from RefSeq and is a predicted model, not a curated record. Gene Ontology annotation, biological process: G protein-coupled receptor signaling pathway. Gene Ontology annotation, molecular function: G protein-coupled receptor activity; olfactory receptor activity.